AUGUCGGCGACGAGCAGCAGCGGACAUCAGCACGUGCUGGCGCCGUUGUUUGACGGCGGUGGCGGCGGCCUGAAGGCGGAUCCCGAGAAUGGUGGCGGCCGUGAGCCGCACGAAAGGCGGUGCUUGAUUUGGGCAUGCAAGGCGUGCAAGCGGAAAACGGUGACAGUUGAUCGACGCAAGGCAGCGACUAUGAGGGAAAGACGAAGGCUUAGGAAGUUAGCCUAUUUAUUGCGUGAAAGCCCCUGCCGGUCGUUACACGUGGAUCCAACAGGAGUUACCAGUGACCUAAAACAGUUUGAUGCCUUAUUUCUUCAAUUUUUGCNUGACGGCGGCCUGAAGGCGGAUCCCGAGAAUGGUGGCGGCCGUGAGCCGCACGAAAGGCGGUGCUUGAUUUGGGCAUGCAAGGCGUGCAAGCGGAAAACGGUGACAGUUGAUCGACGCAAGGCAGCGACUAUGAGGGAAAGACGAAGGCUCAGGAAGGUGAACGAAGCUUUCGAGGUCCUGAAGCGUCGUACGUGCAACAACCCGACGCAGAGAAUGCCGAAAGUGGAGAUCUUGCGAGGAGCCAUAGAGUACAUAGAAUCCCUGGAGUCCUUGCUUCAGCAGGGAUCUGCGGGUACUGGUCCCAAUCGUCGCCCGAUGCCCCAGGGCAUGAUCAGUUCCAGACUAGGAGAUUUCAGCCCGGCGUCUGGGAAAAGGCUGAUGCAAAGCAGUUAUUUCAGCAACACGAACGGAGUCAAUGCAUUAUUCAGCAACUCUAUGCGCAGCUGCGAAUCACCGUCAAACAGUUACCUGGGCACUGCCGAUGGUUACCCAUCCAACCUGAUGACUGCUUCGGGUUGUGAUUAUUCAGCCAAACUUGCCUCAUUCAAAGAAAUUUUCAUUGGCGUUGAGAAGACUAUGGUGAAAGACAUCGAGAAGCACAGGAAACACACCCCUUCAAGUUACGAGAACCCCGGUUAG
Molecule: messenger RNA, 963 nt
Organism: Notodromas monacha
Lineage: Eukaryota; Metazoa; Arthropoda; Ostracoda; Podocopida; Cyprididae
Source: the annotation of a GenBank genome assembly